GGUAAAUUUCUGCUAUAGUCAGCUAUAGUCAUUGCAGACAAGGCGAUCUCGUCUGUGUUUUUACCUUGACCGUCGCCUUGUCUAACAAUAAGGGACGUUCACCCCUUCCAAUCUGUUGGGUCGAUAAGAAUUAAAGGUGAUGAAUCAGGAAUAAAACGAAUAACAAAUGACUUGUGAGGAAAAAACACCAUUAAUGCCAACAAUUGAUUGUUUGCAUCGCAGUUACUUCCUUAAUGAUGAACGGCUUAUGUGUCUAGACUGUUCUACUGUAACAGAAGAUGGUGUACCAAUUCGAAAAUUAUUUAUUAGUAAUUUAGCAGAAAGGACCACAUAUAAAGAUUUAACUAAAUUGUUUUCUAAAUAUGGAUAUGUGGAGCGUUGCUAUUUACGAAGAAAUGGAGUAAAAAGUAACUAUGGGUUUGUUACCUUUGAUAGUGUUGAAUCAGCUGUAAGAGCUAGACGCAGAGACAUAGUACUGCACAACAGAUAUUUGAGAAUUGUACCAGCUGAUCCUUGGCAUCAACCAGAUAGUAUAGAAAAUCAGUAUUAUAAUAAGGAUUGGCAAAAAUCUGAAAAGAACCAAUCCGUUGAACAAUGCACUCAAGAUUUUGUACAAAGCGAUGUUACAGAUACUAGUAUCCAAAUAUUAAAUGACGACUGUUUGACACAUAUUUUUCUUCAAUUACCAAUUGUUGACAGAAUUAGGAUAGAAAGAGUGUGUAAAAGAUGGAGAGCAAUAAGCCAAGAAUCGUGGCGCAAUGUAAAAAAGCUCGAUGUCUCGUAUGGAGCACAGUGGUGCUCUUGGACUAUGAAACCGAUAAUCACUACAAAUAUUCUUCGCAAAAUAUUGUUACGAUGCGGGCGAUUUUUACAUGAAAUAGAUUUAAAUCAAGUAGCUGGUUCGUUAGAUCAAAGUACAGUGACCAUUGUCGCGAAAUUAUGUCCCAAUUUACAAAGAAUCAAUCUUAAUGGUCUUGGUGUUUCGGCAGCUGGUAUAAAUUCGUUAACAAAUAAUUGUCAUAAUAUUACAAAAUUUAGUCUAGGGUAUACCAGUUCCAUUUGCGAUAGAGACUUACAAAAGUUAUUUCAAGUAAAUCCAAAACUACGGUAUUUUGAAGUACACUACAGUAACAUAUGUGGAAAAUGUUUACUACAUUUACCAUUGAAAGCAAUUGAAGAAAUUGUUUUAAGACAUUGUUGUUGCCUUCAAGAAAACUAUUUAUCUCAGGCAGUCGAACAAUUACACAAUUUGAAAAGUCUUACGAUAUGCGAUUGUUUCUACAUAACUGAUAAAGUCAUCAAUGCAAUUGGUACAUACUGUACAAGUUUAAAAACAUUGGAACUUUGCAAUAUUUCGUUCGUAAUACAACCAAACGCUAUGUUACCCAUUACACAAUUAACUAAUCUUGAAGUUUUAAAAAUCAACAACAACAAAGUCGUUACAGACGAGUUGAUUUGCAAUUUGGCAUCGAAAUGUCAAAAGAUAACUUAUAUAGAUGUUACCGAAUGUCACUGUGUCACAAAUAUUGGCGUGACCGCUAUAGCAACCUUACCAAAUUUAGAAACAUUGAUAUUGAAUUACAUGAUUCAACUAACUGACAUUAGUAUGCGGGAUACGUGGAAUUUAAAAAGAUUAAAAUGUCGUGCAUGUGCUUUUACAGAUAAAAUGUUCACUGAGCUUAUUGCAUCUGCACCUCGAUUACAAUUAUUGGAUUUGUCAGGGUGCCGCGGUGUCACGAAUAUUACAUUAAAAAAAGCUGCUGCAGUUACUCUUAAUCGAACUAACAAUAUAAUAUUGAAAAUAUUUGUUGGAGGAACUGCUGUGAACAUUGAAGAGUUUAACGAAGUUUCGCCGCUUUUGCAUAUAGUUAAUGUAAAUUUUCGAAAAUGUUUCGCUACUUCGAACUUCAAGCUUUUUUAGUAUUAUUUUCAAACGGAAAUAUUAGAUUUAUCUAGUUACCACAAUAAAACAAAUGUUAAUAUUAAGAAGAAUUGUAGUAGCUAAUAAUACGAUUAACAUUCGCCAAUUACUAUUAUUAGUAUUAUCAUUUACUAAAGCCUUGUGCAUCUCUUGAUUUUUUUUCUAAAUAUAACCUCCUUUAUACAACAAACUAAAAAAAAAAACAUUGUAAUACAAAUACCUUAUUUUGAUAUUUGAUAUAAAAAUAACAAGAAACAUAGUGACAAAAAUGCGCAAUAUUUUCUGAGACAUCCUAGUAGUCACAAUACUUUGUACACGUUUGUAUUACAAUAAAACACAUAAUAUAUAAAA
Hylaeus anthracinus is the source of this 2272-nucleotide messenger RNA. RefSeq lists its product as uncharacterized. Gene Ontology annotation, biological process: SCF-dependent proteasomal ubiquitin-dependent protein catabolic process. Gene Ontology annotation, molecular function: RNA binding; protein binding. Bases 167 to 1921 code for a protein of 584 amino acids. NCBI's taxonomy places the organism in Eukaryota, Metazoa, Arthropoda, Insecta, Hymenoptera, Colletidae. The transcript has 9 exons. Gene Ontology annotation, cellular component: SCF ubiquitin ligase complex. The record is from RefSeq and is a predicted model, not a curated record.